Molecule: messenger RNA, 1550 nt
Organism: Orcinus orca (killer whale)
Lineage: Eukaryota; Metazoa; Chordata; Mammalia; Artiodactyla; Delphinidae
Exons: 6
Coding region: 1-663 (220 amino acids)
Source: RefSeq, a predicted model, not a curated record
AUGGAAGCGUUCUGGCGAGAUUCCAAUUCAGAAUGCACAGUUCUCUCCGUGGGAUUUCCUCGUCCCUUCGCGUUGGUGAGAGAGCCGAUUGCACCCGGCAGGCAGAGAGGAGGGGAGGGAGCCGGCUGGAGAAAUGAGGCCGGAGGGGCGGGGCAGGGAGCUGGACGGGGCAGGGCCGGCGGGGCAGGAGGGCGGGGCCGGCGGCACGGGACGGGGCGGGGCCGAUGGGCGGGGCCGGUGGCGGCGCGCACGCGGCGGCUGCAGGUCCGCGGUCGGACGGUAGAGGCCUCCCUUCCGAGGCGGCGGCGCGGGUGCAACCCGCUGGGGCUCCGCUCCCCCUGCGCGAGCCCGCGCGUCCUUCCCGGCGAGGUCCCUGCGCGGCGCGGCCAGGCUCAGUGUUGUAUCUCCUUUCGCUUACCUGCUAUUUGCCUGCCCUCACUGAAGCGCCCUGGUCUCACAGCUACCAAGCAGCCUCAUCAGUCUGGGGUUAUUUCACUGAAGAUGUGCUUAAUUCCAGAUAAACUACUGGGUGUCUACGCCGAGGGACGCGACAGCUGUUCCCGAGAAGCCGGCUGGUCAUCCGGGAGCGGGGUGAUGCCGUCCCCUCCGGGCGUUCAGGAGCCGGAUUUAGGCGCCUUCCACCCCGCCGCGCCGUUGGGCUAAGGGGCAGGCUUCUAAUGUGAGGAAAAACAUGGAAUGACAAGUGUGGGAAAGAGCAAGCACUAAAUUACUGUCAGAAAAAUAAACGGAGUAGCACAGUGGUGCUCGGUGAUUUACGGGGGCAAUUAGUCACCACCCCACGGCGCUGCUGAGGACAGCAUGGCAGCAGACUCGCCAGGCCCGAGAGGAAGAAGAGGCUUUGCACUGCUCUCCAGACAACUUUUCAAACAACAAGAGAGGAUAUUUGAGCACAUUAGGUUCCAUGUCUUCCUUCUGGGUGCCCACCCUUCACAUUAUUCAACCAACCUAAUCCAUAAACAUAUUUUUAGCAUAAUAUUAACUUGUUCUGUGUGUGUUAAAAAGACCAACUGCAGCUUUUUUCUCUCCCACUGUCCAAAGUAGGUGUUUCCCUAUCCCGUAAAAAGCAAAACAAACAAACGGAAAAACCCUUUCCCCACUCACAAAUUGUCCCCCUGAUGUGUGCCUUCGGUCUGUCUCAUUACUUUUUUUUUUUUUUUUGCGGUACGCAGGCCUCUCACUGUUGUGGCCUCUCCCGUGCGGAGCACAGGCUCCGGACGCGCAGGCUCAGCGGCCAUGGCUCACGGGCCCAGCCGCUCCGCAGCAUGUGGGAUCUUCCCGGAGCGGGGCACGAACCCGUGUCCCCUGCAUCAGCAGGCAGACUCUCAACCACUGCGCCACCAGGGAAGCCCUGUCUCAUUACUUUUGCAUCUUGCUACUGUGUUCUGUAUUUGCUCAGAGCCACUGGGUCCUAAGGAAUUUGGUCUGCUGCUCCUCCGGGGAAGUUUGGUGAGCUGGUACAAGGAGGUGAUAAACAAGGCCAUAAAACACAGGGUAAAUGAAGAAGAUACAUAAACUUCCUGAUAUUUCUU